AAAAACGCGUUCAUUUUUCAAUUCUGAAUCUCAGAAUCGGCUUCGAUCCCUUCGCUUCUCAUCUCCUACGGCCGUCCAUGGCGGCUACGGCUGACCGGCUCCGCCCUGUCGUGACGUUUGCCGGCCAGGGGAUUCGGUUUGAUCAGGAUUCGGCGGAGACUCCCCCUCUGCUCUCUAGGAUGUUGUCUUAUCCGAUUGGGAUUAUUCACCACCAGUUGAGCCGCCGUCUCGGUGCCGGGAAGCCACAACCACCGCGGCGUCAGCAGUCUUUUAGCCGAGAUUUUGGUCAUGCUGCUGCGGAGACCGUUCUUGUUACUCGAUUGAGCUUCACUCUCCUUCGAUCUCUUGGGGUACCGGUGGAUUGUAAGAUUAACUGCACUUGCAGUGUAUGCCAUUCUUCUUAUGCCCGGUUUUCUUCAAGGUAUUUGUUGCAUAGCUUAUUCGCUUUGAACAUUCCGUCUUUUCCCUGUAAAUGAUUCUGGGGUAGAGUUUUUAUUGUGCAAGUUGCAAAUUAAAGCACUCUUAGAAGCCUCUGCUCAAACUAGUCCUGCUUUCCUCCCGAGCCUCUUGAAGUUCGUAAGAGGCCGUGCCUUCCUCGCUAACUUCUUAGUAACACUCUUCUGGGCUAUCAUUUUUGUGCUUUGAGUAAACUCACUCGAACAAUGGUCAUGUUUUAUAAUACUUAGCCUAAUGAAACUUUUACUGUAUGAAUACUCUA
Cucurbita pepo subsp. pepo (vegetable marrow) is the source of this 718-nucleotide messenger RNA. The record is from RefSeq and is a predicted model, not a curated record. NCBI's taxonomy places the organism in Eukaryota, Viridiplantae, Streptophyta, Magnoliopsida, Cucurbitales, Cucurbitaceae.